AUGGAGACUACUAGCAGAUCUCAGCAGUUCCGUUUACCCAUAUCCAAGAGCUUCUCCUUUAUCAUUCCCGAUAAGUGGAAGACUAACCCAUCUAUCCUUCGCUGGAUCGAUAACGUUCCUGGUCCCGACAAACGAGAGGAAUCUCUAGGACCUGCGCGCAUUCAAACCCCCAAACGCGCCUUUGAGACGCCCGAUAUUGGCGACAGCCGUGACGACGAUAGCUACCACGCCAAGCGGACAAGAAUGGGUUCUUCUCUAAGUAACAAGGAUGCCAACAACAGGCGUGCAAGCUUCGCUUCUUACGGCCGUGGGCUUGUUCGCCGAGCUUCUAAUAUAUGUCGCCAAGUUAUUAGCUCUGAGAAACCCCAAGAGACCUUUGACGGCUCUACCGUUCGCGGAUCGCUCUCAUUGCCUGGAUCACCAGCUACGCUCGUUGAUCGUCCUCGCAUGAGAUUCGUCUUUGUCGGAGAUUCUGGCUGUGGAAAGUCAAACUUGUUACUCCGUUAUUACCGCGAUGCGUUUAAUCCAGCGCAUAUCAGAACCCAUUAUGAGCUGUUCAACAAGGUCGCCGCAGUAGAUGGACAGGAUUUCGAUCUUGAACUUUGGGACACAUCUGGCGAUCUCUCACUUCACCAGCUCCAACUCCUUUCCUACCUCGCGUGGGAUGCUGUGUUCCUGUGCUUCAGCAUGGAGAAUAUUGCGCGCUUUAAGACCGUCCAGAAGAAGUGGAUGGACGAAGUCUACAAGUACUGUGGCGAUAUUCCGUUUAUACUGCUUGGCCUGAAGAAGGACACAUUCACCGGCUCCAAUAUGCGGGCCCCUUUCCAUCCAGACUUGAAUAUUCCGGUUUCUACUACCCAGGACUCCUCUGGAGCGACGAUCGUGCGCGGAAUCAAGUACAUGGAAUGCUCAGCCAAAACUGGCGAGAACGUGAAUCGCGUGUUCGAGGAAGCUGUCCGAAUGGUAGUCUACGAGCGGGAAGAACAAGAGGCGCUUGCCCGGAUUCGCCAGAAGUAUGGCGAGUCGGACUCUACAGGCUUGAGCUUAAAGACGUGCUUCAAGUAA
Messenger RNA from Daldinia vernicosa, 1065 nucleotides. RefSeq names its product P-loop containing nucleoside triphosphate hydrolase protein. The record is from RefSeq and is a predicted model, not a curated record. NCBI's taxonomy places the organism in Eukaryota, Fungi, Ascomycota, Sordariomycetes, Xylariales, Hypoxylaceae. The transcript has 6 exons. Bases 1 to 1065 code for a protein of 354 amino acids. Gene Ontology annotation, molecular function: GTP binding; GTPase activity. Gene Ontology annotation, biological process: small GTPase-mediated signal transduction.